Messenger RNA from Drosophila obscura, 1041 nucleotides. Its product is annotated as PRKR-interacting protein 1 homolog. Bases 265 to 972 code for a protein of 235 amino acids. Gene Ontology annotation, biological process: negative regulation of protein kinase activity. Gene Ontology annotation, molecular function: double-stranded RNA binding; protein kinase binding; protein kinase inhibitor activity. The record is from RefSeq and is a predicted model, not a curated record. NCBI's taxonomy places the organism in Eukaryota, Metazoa, Arthropoda, Insecta, Diptera, Drosophilidae. The transcript is spliced from 3 exons. Gene Ontology annotation, cellular component: nucleolus.
AGUGAGCUCCAAUUGGAUUUUUACAAUUCCAAUACCGUUUGUCCGCAAUUGGGAAAAUGGCAAAUUCCCAACCAGAAAAAAGGGACCAUAUAUUUUUUUAGUUUGGCCAAAGGUUUCAUUUUCAAAUUUCGGAAUUCAAAUAUUUUCUCCUCGGUCACACUGACCCCACCACGACCAAUAAUAAAUACGGCAAAAAAUUAAAAUUCGGCAAAUACACGAUAUAAUCUGUGCAGAUUUCAUUGUAACCACGGAAGCGGUUUUAAUAUGUCACUUAUUAAAAAUUUGGUAAAAGAAACGGAGAACAAGCCCAAGAAAAAAAAGAAAGAUGCUGGAUCCGGGGACAGCGAUUCUGAUGGCAAGGGAGGGCCACUGCGACCAUUUGUCAAAACGGCUACCGAUCUGCAGAGGCUAAAAUUGGAAAAACUUAUGAAGCAUCCUGAGAAGCCCGUAAUCAUACCAGAGCAGCGUCGCGAACGGGACUACAACGCGUCGGUGCCAACAUUUGUGCGAAACGUAAUGGGAAGCAGUGCCGGAGCUGGAUCCGGCGAAUUUCAUGUUUAUCGACAUUUGCGUAGGAAGGAGUAUGCCCGCCAGAAAAAUAUACAGCAUCAAAGUGCCCGUGAGGCUGCAGACGACGCCUACCAACAGAAAAUAGAUGACAACCGACGCUUGGCCGAGGAGCGCACAGCCAAAAAGAGGGCUAAGAGGCUCAAGAAGAAACAGCGAGCAAAGAAACCGCGAGAACAAAAGACGGACGUAGCUAAACCAGAAUCGGAGUCGAGUGGAAGUGCGUCGGAAGGGGAAGAUGUUGAGGAGAAGCCAGAGACGGCAGAUCAGAAUCCAGAUACAGCAGACCCAAAGCCAAACGUGAACUGCGAUGAAGGCCAACAGCGUCCUGAAGAAGCCAGCUCUGAACCGCCAGAGACAGUGGAUCUUCAGGAUUCUUCUGCAACUAAGCAAAACGAGACCUGAUUUUAUUACUCUAAUCUAAGGUCUCCACUUUGAAAAAAUACAUGUUCUAGUUUAUUAAUAAAACAAAAU